Molecule: messenger RNA, 2295 nt
Organism: Protopterus annectens (West African lungfish)
Lineage: Eukaryota; Metazoa; Chordata; Ceratodontiformes; Protopteridae
Gene: RBM46
Product: RNA binding motif protein 46
Exons: 4
Coding region: 1-1467 (488 amino acids)
Cellular component (GO): nucleus
Molecular function (GO): mRNA binding
Source: RefSeq, a predicted model, not a curated record
AUGACUUCUUCAGGAUGGGAGGGUCCACCACCUCCUCGGGGCUGUGAAGUAUUUGUAGGAAAGAUUCCUCGUGACAUGUAUGAAGAUGAACUAGUUCCUGUAUUUGAAAGAGCUGGAAGAAUAUAUGAGUUUAGAUUGAUGAUGGAGUUUAGUGGUGAGAAUCGCGGUUAUGCAUUUGUUAUGUAUACCACAAAAGAAGAAGCCCAGUUAGCGAUCAAACUUUUAAAUAAUUAUGAAAUUCGUCCUGGAAAAUGUAUUGGUGUCUGUGUAAGUCUUGAUAACUGCAGGCUGUUCAUUGGAGCUAUUCCAAGAGAGAAGAAGAAAGAUGAAAUUUUGCAAGAAAUGAAACAAGUGACUGAAGGGGUUGUGGAUGUCAUAGUUUAUCCAAGUGCCACAGACAAGACUAAGAACCGUGGUUUUGCAUUUGUUGAAUAUGAAUCACACAGAGCUGCUGCUAUGGCAAGAAGAAAACUGAUUCCAGGUACCUUUCAACUGUGGUCUAACACCAUUCAAGUUGAUUGGGCAGAUCCAGAAAAAGAAGUUGAUGAAGAAACCAUGCAGAAGGUUAAAGUGCUUUAUGUGCGAAACUUGAUGAUAUCUACUACAGAGGAAACAAUUAAGACAGAAUUUAACAAAUUUAAACCUGGAGCAGUUGAGCGUGUAAAGAAGUUGAGAGAUUAUGCAUUUGUACAUUUCAUCAACAGAGAAGAUGCAAUUGCUGCAAUGUCCUUUAUGAAUGGGAAAUGUAUUGAUGGAGCAAAUAUAGAGGUCACAUUAGCUAAGCCAGUUAACAAAGAUAGUGCUGGCAAAUAUCACCAGAAUGGACAAAUGAAUUCUAGUUCAGAAAAUCUUAUCAUGCUUGGCAAAAAAGACGAAAUUCAUCAGAAACCUUCUGGAAAAUCACACAGUGUUUCUGCUAGUAUCAAUGGCCACCUAAGUCCAUGUUCUUUAGAAUCUGAAAGAUGCUCAUAUCCUUUUUUCCCAGGAACAAAACUUACACCAAUUAGCAUGUAUUCUUUAACUCCAGGCCAUUUUCAAUGUGCAGUAACACAUUUAGAUUAUUACUGUAACAAAAACAACUGGUCACCACCAGAGUAUUAUCUGUACUCCACAAGAAGUCAAGAUGGAAAAAUACUUCUGGUGUACAAGGUUGUCAUACCAUCAAUUGCAAAUACUUCUCAUAGCUAUUUUAUGCCAGACAAACUGUGCACAACCUUGGAAGAUGCAAAGGAGUUGGCUGCACAGAAUGUGUUGCUAAGUUUAGACUACAGUUUUCGUCACAGCAAUUCAGCAAAUAGCCUGCCUUCUGUUGGAGCGGCACUUUCUUCUACUGCUUCCAGCUUACUACAGUGCACAUCAAGACCAUACUCUUAUCCAACAUACUCUUUAGCACCAGCAUUGUCUUUGGCUAAUGGUAGCCACAUUGGACAGCACUUGUACAUCCCCAGUCAGGCCUCUUUCUACUAAUUACUUAUAUGUAUAAAAUAUAAUUAAAAGUUUUUAUAAUUAUUAUGGAUUUCAGUUUAGUAACAUAAAAGGUAUUUAUUACAUUAACAACUUUUAUUGUGCUAGUUGUUACUUAUUAAUUUUUCUGUGUUGCAGAGUGUGUCACUUGCUAUAUUGUUUCUGAUUUUGUUUGUCAUGUAGAAUACUUUGUAAAAGGAAGAAAAAAAGGCUUCUUGUAAUGCCAUGUAUCAUGCAGCUGAUUCAUUGUUCAUUGUGCUUAAAGAAAUGGUACUCUGCUCAGAACAAACAGGAGAGUUUAAAAGUAGCUGGAUAUUGCCUUUUGUAUAAUUCUUUCUUAUGUUUAACUUUAAAAACAUCAUAUUUUUUAUUCAUUGUUAGUUGUUUGCUUUGUGGAACCAUACUGUUCCUGAUAGGUGAUGUAUGUUGUGUUUCAGCUCUUCUUUGCACCAUAGUGUUCGCUGUCUGGCUUUGAGACCAUACAGAGUGGCACAACACAACAGACAGAGGAGGGCUGGGUAGGGAACGAGGAAAUGCGGGUGCCAUUUUCUCAUGCAGUAUGAGGAGCUAUUGGAUUUGCACUCCAGAGUGGCUGACAGGCACUCAGUAGGUAAUAUAUUCAUGUCGGUCUGCCAGCCACACUCAUACAUGUGGACAGCUUGCUUAUGGACAGUUGUUGGAAAAAAAGAAGUUGAUACUUGGAAUGAACCUACAGAAGGUGUUUUUUUCAAGGAUCCUACCACACACACACACACACACACACACACACACACACACACUGGAUUCCAGUGCAAGUACAUGUACCUGAAUAUAUAUAUAUGUGUGUGUGUG